This is a messenger RNA of Camellia sinensis, 1385 nucleotides long. NCBI's taxonomy places the organism in Eukaryota, Viridiplantae, Streptophyta, Magnoliopsida, Ericales, Theaceae. The record is from RefSeq and is a predicted model, not a curated record.
AAGAACAGAACAUAACAGGACAGAACAGAGGAGAGCAAAAAAGAAGAAUGGAAGCUAUCCUCUCCUCCACUACUCUCUCACUGAGCCCCCUCCCCCCACAUUCUCUCUCCUCAUUUUCAGUCUCUAAACUCACAGUAACCAGACUCAAAACAAGCCUCACCACUUCUUCCCAAAAGGGUUCCCCAUCAUCCCCUGUUUUGCCCCUCAGAGUAUCCGCUAAUUCCCAAGCUGCCCCUGCUACUUCCACCGAACCCACCACUAGCUCCUCUGUGCCCUCUCAGAUGAAGGGUUGGGUCUAUGGAGAGUACGGAGGAGUCGAUGUUUUGAAGGUCGAUUCGAGUGUUUCGGUGCCUCCGGUGAAGGAUGACCAGGUUUUGAUCAAGGUUGUUGCGGCUGCUCUGAACCCCGUUGAUUUCAAGAGGAGAUUGGGUAAAUUCAAGGCCUCCGACUCGCCUCUUCCGACAGUUCCAGGCUAUGAUGUUGCCGGCGUGGUGGUUAAAGUCGGCAGCCAAGUAAAGAGCCUAAAGGAAGGAGACCAAGUAUAUGGGAACAUAAACGAGAAAGCACUUGAAGGACCUAAGCAAUUCGGGUCUUUUGCAGAGUACACUGCUGUUGAGGAGAAGCUAUUGGCUCUGAAACCGAAGAAUCUUGAUUUUGCUCAGGCAGCUGGUCUUCCCCUUGCGAUUCAGACUGCCUAUGAAGGCCUCGAACGGUCAGGGUUUUCAGAUGGAAAAUCUAUCCUCGUUUUGGGGGGUGCCGGUGGAGUGGGAUCCCUUGUAAUUCAGCUAGCAAAACAUGUAUUUGGUGCUUCAAGAGUUGCAGCAACUUCCAGCACUGGAAAGUUGGAGUUGCUGAAAAGCUUGGGUGCCGAUUUGGCCGUUGACUACACUAAGGAAAACUUCGAAGAUCUUCCGGAGAAAUUUGAUGUGGUCUACGAUACAGUUGGGCAGGGCGAUAAGGCAGUGAAGGUGAUGAAGGAAGGGGGCAGCGUAGUGGUCCUAACUGGUGCUGUCACGCCACCCGGUUUCAGAUUUGUAGUCACUGCCAGCGGAGCUGUCUUGGAAAAACUAAAUCCGGCUCUUGAAAGCGGGAAGGUGAAGCCGGUGGUUGAUUCCAAGGGACCGUUCCCAUUCACCAAGGUUGUUGAAGCUUUCUCUGACAUUGAAACAAACCGAGCUACUGGGAAGGUGGUUAUAUAUCCAAUUCCAUGAGAAAAAACCAUUUAGAAUUAGUAUUAUUAGCCCAAUUUAGCUUUUGAAUUUGAGAACUUAUCUGAGUAGAGAUUAUCAGAGGCAACAAAUGUUUUAAUGUAUAAAGUACAUGAAUUUUGUGCACAAAAGCAAUGAAAUUUAUGAAUCUAUGCAAGGCAAUAAUCUGUUACUAAA